AUUGUUGGCCAUGAAGAAAGUCUGUUUUUUGCUUAGCUAUAUACUGUCUAUGGUUUUUUUGUCGUGACUGCACGAAAUUAGCAGCCAUGUCCAGCAGCUGUAAGCCAAAGCCCGGGUGCUUUAGGAGCGACAUCCAAAGACUGCUGCUGGCUGCUGAAGCUGGUCAGAAGGCUGAUAUCCUGACCUACUCCUCAGGUCAUCUGGGGCCACGCUGCCUGAACCAGAGUCAGCCUCACAGGGAGACAAAGCAGUCUUUCUGGAGGAUGUCUCAGAGCCUAGAAGAAACCCCAAACCCUCUGACACCCCAGCUGACACAGACAAAGGCUUUGGUCUAUGUAAUGAAGAAAGAAAUGAAAGAGUGUCCCCCUGAGUUCUCCACUGGCACUGCUUUAGUAGAGUCUGAAGUCUUAAGGUCAAGACAAGAUCAGGCUACUCAUUGCUCAUCCCAUUCAGACAAAAGAGAAGAUGUGAGUCUGCCAAAGAUAGUUUACUGUUCCGCAAACUCUCUGCCAGUCCAGCCUAGAGCCUUCUCCCAGAAAAAGUCUAACUCUUUAUCUGAUCCUGAGGGGAAACAGCAUUUUGACCAGGAAGGCCUGAAUAAUGACGGCCAGCUAAAGACGAAACAACGAUUUGGCAGGAAAGUCACAGCCAAGCAGGACCUCUGGGCUGGAAGACAUGUUGCUGAAAUGCAUGAGAGGAAACUACAAAAGGAGCUGAGUAGGUUGUCAGUGCACAGCUGGCCCAGCAGAGACCGCCUUGCGGUGUUCAGUGACGUCUUUGAUGAUGUAUGUGAAGGCUCGCCAGUAUUUGGACGCAUCCUGAGGGAAAUUAAGACCGAUUAUGAUUUGUAUGUCAACCACUUGAUGGCUUCCCAAGCAUCACUACAUGACACGUCGCUGGAUACUUCACUCAAAGAUCUUGGCAAUGGCAAAGUAAGGCAAAUGGAGUUGGAAGAUGCUGAAAAAGAGGUUUGCAGGCUGGAGCAGGAGGCCAGAAGAGCUCUAGAGGAGAAUAAACGAGUCCGAAAUGAGUCGCAGAAUGUUCCAGCUAUCAUAGGCCCAGAGGACAGUGAUAUGAAGAAUACAUAUCUGUCCGGGCUGCAGGACAGCUGCACCAACAAUCUCCAAUCCAAGAGGCUUCAGGUGUUGAACAUGUGGAGGGAGAUCCAACAGCUGGAGGAAGAGAUUAAGGAGAAGCUGGUGUCCUCUGUCACAAUCACUGCUACUGAAGGACGCAUCAAAGACCUAAAGAAAGAGAUAAUGAGACUGAUAGCCUCAAAUGACUGUCUGAAGACCACAAACAAGGAUCUGGAAAACGACAUCAACAUGGUGCUGGACAGAGAGAAAGCAAGCAGGGCAUUAAGACGGAUGUUAUGGGACAAAAUACAUUGUGAUCUACAAACAGAGAGUAAAUUGCUUAAUCAGCAAGUAAACCAGAGGAUCAUUCCUUGAUUUGGACAUUCCAAAGUGCAAUAAAACGAAGGAAUAUGUAUUAAAUAGAGUCACAUAUUUGAUUAGCAAACAACUUAAGUAUAUUAGCUUAUAGCACUUGAGUUUAGUACAUAUAAAAAUGUUUUUGUCCAGAAAUAACACUGUAGACCAUAGCUUAAAACUACCACCAGUAUCAGCAAGCAAGCAAUGACACAAUGUACAAAUACUCCAUUACAAGUUCUGCAUUCAAAAGUACAUAAAUAUUAGUAAAAUGUACAUUAGAUUCAUUAAGUAGACUGGCCCCUUUAAGAGUGUUAUUCUUGAAUAUACAUUUUUACUAUUUUAUUCUUACUCAUGCAGUGUUUUAGAAGUAUUUAGAUGUGGUGGGUUGAGGCCAAGCUAAAAUAGUAUCCUAUUUUAAGAUGAUCAUGUGUUUUGUGUGUUGUUGAAGGAGAUGAACAUGUUGUGAAAAUUCAGAGUUGUAAUGAGCAGAGUGGGACCAGAGCAUUCAUAGAAAAGAAGCUCUAGGGAGAGGGACACUGUCUCCCAAAAAGCCUACUGAAUGAAAGUAGAGCUUACUGAAAACAAAAGAAAAAAGAAAAGGAUUUUUUUUUUUUAAGAAAACAUAAGCAAACCGACCAGUCAGGUGUGUGCUAAGUGACCUGGUUUACAGUCAUAUUACACACACACAGUACAUUGUCUGAAACCUUAAAGUAAUCACCCUUUCUUUCUUACUAUUUCACAGUAUUUUGUGUUUAUGAUCUGCUCAAAAGUAUGCUUGCUUGCUGAUUGCUUUCAAAUAUAUAGUACCUCUUAAAGAAUGUUGUAAGCCUUUUGCAUUUAUUAAGCCUUUAUAGCUUUGGCGGAAUACACUCUUAAAGUGUGCUUCGAACUUGUGAUAGUGAAAGUGUGUGGUAUAAGCAUUGUGCACUAAAACACGUAUCAUGGUUUUAAACAUUGUAUUAGAACGUAGCAAGCGAACAGGGGACGGAAAAUCGUGGUUUAGCAUUUGGCUGACAGGAAACCGUAGCUGCUUUAGUUCGAGCACGAAGAGGAGGACAGGAUAUGGGGCCUCAUGCAGGUGGGUUAUCUACCUUGCUCUUACCUUGUAACAGUUUGUAAGACACUUUGGUCAUGGCAUUUGUAAAAUGGUUCACUUGUCCCCAUAUUAGGACGCCGUAGGAGGCUUGUAUCGCAAGUACUUUGAUCCCGCACUGGCACUUUAACUGGAUGGUAGACCCAAAUUUCCUUUUUUGACAACCACUCCUAGUUAUUUUUAUAUAUUUUUUUUAUUUUUAGCUACCUUAAUGUUUCGUAAACGUUAGAUGUCGGAUUGUCUUUGUCAUUUCUGUAGUAUUGUUUAUUUUUGUAUUGUGAUUGUUGACUUCUGUUAUUGUCAUUCCCAUUGUACUGUUACUUUUUGUUAUAUACAUGUUUAUUGGUUUGUCUGUGGUGUCUAUAUGUUUAGAGAAUAUGUUGUGACAAGAGUGCAAAAUGAAUGACCACAUGAAUUUCCCCUUGUGGGAUAAUAAAGUUUACCUUGACCUUGACCUUGACCUUGUGAUAAGGCAAUAUAAAAAGUGAUGCUCAGGCUGGCCAGUCAGUUCGUCAGAGGCUUCCCUACUUUUGACUCUUUUCUUGAAAAAAAACAUCAGGCCUACGCUGUCUCCCUCAGAGGAUGAGCACUGAAUAAGGUAAUGACAAUUUAAUUUUCAAUAAGUUGUGAAAGUGUAAUUUACACUUUGCAACAAUUUGGUAGAACAUUGAAUGUGAACUAAAACUUGGUGCCUACUGAACGAACCACAACCUGUCUCUACAUUCCCACAGUUGAACUGUAGUUGACUAGGGCGCUGGGAGAGACCAGCAGCGAUUGAGAAUUAUGAGAAUUAUGCACGGUCAAUGUGAAGCCAACUCCUUAAUGUAGAAACUUAUAAACUCUAGGCAACUUUUGACUCUUUUUAAAGGGGCCCGAUCCGGUUCUGCUCUUGUGAAAGGUCCUUUAGUGCACUGCGUCGGCUUCACUCCUGGCUGCGGGGCAGAAAUGGCUUCACAAUCUUGCAGCCAUGUCGAUUGAAAAUGAUAUACUGAAGCACCUAAGUCACAACAGAGUGAUAGAUUUAGAAUUAAAAACAGAAGGCAUUCUUUGAUGCUUCCACUCACGAAGUAGACAAUUAUUUUUUUUUUUUUAACAUUAUUUCAUUCUCAAUUUUACUUGAUUU
Molecule: messenger RNA, 3649 nt
Organism: Perca fluviatilis (European perch)
Lineage: Eukaryota; Metazoa; Chordata; Actinopteri; Perciformes; Percidae
Exons: 10
Coding region: 87-1451 (454 amino acids)
Source: RefSeq, a predicted model, not a curated record